This is a messenger RNA of Nasonia vitripennis (jewel wasp), 2502 nucleotides long. RefSeq names its product serine/threonine-protein kinase RIO1 (gene RIOK1). The transcript has 5 exons. Gene Ontology annotation, biological process: maturation of SSU-rRNA. NCBI's taxonomy places the organism in Eukaryota, Metazoa, Arthropoda, Insecta, Hymenoptera, Pteromalidae. The coding region runs from base 148 to 1842 and encodes 564 amino acids. Gene Ontology annotation, molecular function: protein serine/threonine kinase activity; ATP binding. The record is from RefSeq and is a predicted model, not a curated record. Gene Ontology annotation, cellular component: cytosol; preribosome, small subunit precursor.
AUGCGCGAAGCGCGUUUGAGUUUGUAUACAUACAUGUGCUCACUGCUCGUACGGAGCCAUAACCUCGAAAAACAGUGCCAAUAAACUAGACAAAACUCUGACGAAAAAUUGUUGAAACAUUUACAGGUCAUUUGACCUAUACCAACAAUGGAGAUUGAAGAAGGUCAAUUCAGUGAUGCUGAUGAAAAUGAUACUCGGCCAAAUACAUUAGAAGGUGUGCCAAUUUUUCACAAUAAUCUAUGUGAGGAAUUAAAUGAAAUAAAUUUAACAAAUGAAGAUGAAAGUGAAGAUGUGCUGGAUAACGAGUAUGAUGAUUAUGUCUGGGACAGUGAAGAUGAAGGCGCUGGACACAAACAUAGGUUUAAAGCAAAUUCUCAAACUACAAAUCAUCAAGGAAGUUCUUCUAAAGUUACUACUUUUCAACCAUCUGAUAAGCUUUUUAGAAGAUACGCAAAUAAAAUAAAUGUAGAUGAUUAUGCAGGCCCUAAAUUGAGUCAAAAUGUGAAAAAUAUGCUUAAUGAAAAAACUAGAAGUAUGGACAAUGACAGGAUGAGAGUGAAAGAUAAAAGUGAUCGUGCCACUGCUGAACAAGUAAUGGAUCCUCGUACUAGAAUAAUUUUAUUUAAAAUGCUAAAUAAAGGUAUUAUAGAUGAAAUCAAUGGUUGCAUUUCUACGGGUAAAGAAGCCAAUGUCUAUCAUGCAAGAUCAAAGACUGGUAUAGAAUUUGCAAUCAAAAUUUACAAAACUUCUAUAUUAGUUUUCAAAGACAGAGACAAGUAUGUGACUGGAGAAUUUCGAUUUCGACAUGGCUAUUGUCGUAGUAAUCCAAGAAAAAUGGUCCGUACAUGGGCAGAAAAGGAAAUGAGAAAUUUAAAUCGUUUACAGCAAGGAGGAAUUAAAGCACCUAAGGCUAUAAUGUUGAAGAGCCAUGUUUUAUUGAUGGACUUUAUAGGUGUAAAAGGUUGGCCAUCUCCAAAAUUAAAAGAUGCAUUACUGGUUUCUUCACAGCCAAGAAAACUUUAUAGAGAAUGUGUUGUAAUAAUGUGGAAGCUUUAUAACAAAUGCAAGUUGGUUCAUGCAGAUUUAAGCGAAUACAAUAUACUCUACCACGAGGAGUCUCUUGUCAUAAUUGAUGUAUCACAAUCUGUUGAACAAGAUCAUCCUAUGGCUUUUGAAUUUUUAAGAAAAGACUGCACUAACAUUACAGAUUUUUUCAAGAAAAAUAAAGUAGCCGUUAUGUCUGUAAAAGACUUGUUUGAUUUUAUUACUGAUCCAACAGUAAAUGAAAAGAAUAUAGAUGAAUAUCUAGAUAAGAUGUCAAAAAUGAUGGAAAAUAAGUCCACAGACAUUGACCCAGAACAACAGAUUGAAGAAGAAGUCUUCAAAAAUGCUUACAUACCUCAAAGACUUACAGAAGUAAUUGAUAUUGAAAGGGACAUCCGUAUUGCUAAGGCUGGAAAAGGUGAUCUUGUAUACAAAACAUUAGUUGGUUUAAAAUCAGAUUUAUCCAAACCUGCAUUAGUACCUGAAAUUUUAUCAAAAAAAGAUAAGGGUACCAAAACAUUAGGUAAGAAAGAAAAAAGUUCUGAUUCACAUGACGAAGAAAGUGAUGAAGAAUCAGAUGGUAGCAGUUAUGAGGGUACAGAUGAAGAAGAUAGUGAAGAUGAAAGUGGAAGUGAAAAAGAGUCCAAAUUUAUAAAUUCUGCUCGUCCUAAGCAUGAAACGGCUGAGGAACGAAAGCUGAGGAAAAAGGCAGUCAAAGACCAGAAAGCUGAGACCAGGAAAUCUAAGAUGAAGAAGCAUGUGAAAAAAAAGAAAACGAAAGCUUCAAAGAAAAAAUAAAUGUAUUAAAAAUUACGUUUUUAUUAGUGUAAUUACUGUUUGAUGCUUGUAAAUUUGCAAAAAAAUAAAAAAAUUUUAUAUGUAACAUAUCGUCGCUCCGUACGAAGACUAGCACAGUUCAAAUUUUCAAACAAAAACUAGCACAACUCACGAUUUGCCGCGAAGAGUAGCACAGUUCAGAAAUACGGCCAAGAGUAGCACAACUCGCGACUUUAUAUUACUUAAAAUGUGAGUAUUUUACGUUUUUAGUAGGUUAUUUAGUUGGUCAAGUUCAUGAAAAUCUUGGACAAAGACAGACAAACCUCAAAGUUUAAAAAGGUUUCGGAAAUUUUAGAAGGUUUCUAAAAAAAGUGAAUAAUUUAAAAAAAUGUUUGUAAAAAAUUAUUGUAUUUGUGAAAACAAUUUUAAAUUCGGUAAAAAGUUGUAAAUUGUGAAUAUUUGAAAAUGUUUAUUAGGGACAGUUUCGCAAAAAUCAGGAAAUUUGUAUAGAAAUUCGUUGUUUAAGUUGUGCUAUUCUUCGCGAGAAAUUUUGAGUUGCGCUAGUCUAGUGUGCGUGAAAUGAGUUGUGCUACUUAUGACGAGAAAUUUGAACAGUGCUACUCUUCGUAGGGAGCGACGAUAUAAUAGAUAUUUAAUAAAUAUUAGUAAUUGAUUUGAUAA